AUGAGCUAUAUUGUAUUUGAACCUGGCAGAACUGUUUGUAGAGCUGCAUUUGCUGGCAAUCUUCUACCAGUAAUAGAAAUUCCUACUGUGUGCUGCUUAAUAACUGAGAUACAAAGUUCAACACUCAAGUGCACUAUAUCUCAAGCCCACGGUUUACUUAUAGGAGAUGAUGCAGUAAAGCAUGUAGAAGCAAAUGUAAAUUCGAAACUGGUAUAUCCAGUAUCAAGAGAUUUUGCUAGUGCGAAUUGGGAACUGCUUGAACUUAUCUGGGAUAGAACAAUAGAAAUGCUUCAGAUGCCUAAGUCUGCUGACAAUUACUGUUUACUUACUGCUUGUCCAUUCUCUGGAAGUGUUAUUUUAAAGGAGAAAAUCAAAAAGUGGUCACUCAAGCUUCGAUUUAAGAAGACAAUAUUUGUAUCAUCUCAUAUAUUGACACUUUAUCCUUAUGGGCUAGAUACAGCGGUUGUAGUAGAUAUUGGGACCUUUUGGACAACAAUUGUACCUAUAAUUAAUGGUAUUUCAUACAAUAACGCAGUUUGCUCCAUGCCAAUUGGUGGAAAGACUGCAGAGGAAUAUCUCGGAAUAUUGCUGGCAAAGAGAGGUCUAGUAAUAAGUGGCGAUAAAUACUGUGAAUCCCAAAUUAGCACUUUAAUAUUACAAAAGAUACUUAGAGAAAAAUGCUUUGUUAGUGUAGAUGAAGCUAAAACAAGGGAAUUAUUGGCGACAACGACAACUUUCUUAGAUUAUAUAAAAUUUUGUGGGAAAGGUAUACUAAUAGAAGAAGAAAGAUUCCUUGUGACUGAGAAUGUCUUUUUCUGUCCACAUCAUAUAGGCUAUGAGUCAUUGUCUAUAUGCGAGGCGAUAUUAGAUGUUGUAUCAAAGUGUCCAGUGGAUACAAGGUUAUCACUUCUGGAAAAUAUAAUUCUGUGUGGUGGGAGCUCCUUAUUUUUAGGUUUCCCACAGCGACUACAAAUGAAUAUUAAAAAACGGUUUUUAGAUACUACCCUUAAGGGUGAUACAGAACGUUUUGAAAAAUACAAUAUCAAUGUUAUAGAUGACCCACUCCGUGACUUGGCUUGCUUUAAAGGUGGUUGUUUAUAUGCUGAGCUAUUAACUUCAAGAUGUGAUGAUAAAUACGGAGAUUGA
This is a messenger RNA of Cryptosporidium muris RN66, 1146 nucleotides long. Its product is annotated as actin family protein. The record is from RefSeq and is a predicted model, not a curated record. Lineage: Eukaryota; Apicomplexa; Conoidasida; Eucoccidiorida; Cryptosporidiidae. Bases 1 to 1146 code for a protein of 381 amino acids. The transcript has a single exon.